This is a messenger RNA of Phragmites australis (common reed), 733 nucleotides long. RefSeq lists its product as uncharacterized. The record is from RefSeq and is a predicted model, not a curated record. NCBI's taxonomy places the organism in Eukaryota, Viridiplantae, Streptophyta, Magnoliopsida, Poales, Poaceae. The transcript is spliced from 2 exons. The coding region runs from base 338 to 637 and encodes 99 amino acids.
ACUCCCCCUCCCCCUCCAUUAGGUCCUUCAAAAGCACAGCAGAAUCAGCUAAAGCAAAAGAAACCCCAGAACAGAACAAGAAGCAAGAAUACCAGUAUACCACAACAGCGACUGACACAAAUCCUGCUGCCCUGCUACUUCCCCACAUUAUAAUAUGCAGUCACAUUGCACAGCCGCAGCGUCGCAUUGCAUUUGCGCCACCCGCAUGAGAAGAAGCUCUUAGAAGAGCAGCAGCAGCAGCAGAAGAAGAAGAAGUCUCUGCAGGGAGGCAACAGAAGAGAGGAAGGAGGAGGCCACGCAAGAACAAGACGCUGCACGGCGACGACCACCGGGUAUCAUGAGAAGGCUGGCAUGGUCCGUGAGGCGGGCGGCGGUGGCGGCAUUGGCCAUCUUGUUUGGAGCUCUUGUUUUGAUGUCGCUGGUCAUGGACAACGGCAAGAAAUCGGCUCUGCCGGCGAGCGACGCCGCGAUCGGCGGGAGGAGGAUGAUGCUCAGAGCCAAUGGAGGGCAGAGUACUUUGGAGGAUUUCAAGGCUGAUGACCCCUUACAGGACAGCAAGAGGAGGGUGCCUAAUGGACCUGAUCCUAUCCACAACAGGGGAACCGGCAAGUCCGGACGGUCGCCGGGCCGAGCAUGACGGCGGCGCGGAUGUCGAGGCGGCACGGAAGCUUCCGAAGCGGGGCAACAUGUGUGGAGCUAACCAGACGGUGCAUUGCAAGAAUGGAGAGGAACA